GAGUACUCUUCGUGUGUCAAGCCAAGCCAGAAGCAACUCGGCAGCAGGCACCGGCCCCAGCUGGGUGCUUCGAAGCUGAGCGCGAAGUUAAAUUUAUCUUAGUUCAACAACUUUGUCUAGCUUGCUUCGCCGCUGAUCUACGUACAGUCAUCUUCGCCAAAAAUGUCUCGACCGGCUACGCAGAGUGGUGCUUCGAAAUCCAAGCGCGGACCCGGGGAAGCCGGAAAGUUGUACUUGGCUGCGUACAAUUUUUUCCAGUGUGCCGGAUGGAGCUACAUACUGUUCUGCACACUCCAUCACCUGACGCAGAGGCGCACCUUCAAGGGCGUGUGGCCGGUGGUUUCCUGCCCCACCGAGUUAUUUCAGACGCUGGCGCUCCUUGAGGUGGUCCAUUGUCUUGUCGGUCUGGUGUCCAGCAAUGCCUUCCUGACACUCAUCCAAAUCCUCUCACGACUCAUGGUCGUCUGGGGCAUUCUUGUGCCUGUGCCUGAGUGCCAAGACCAGUUCGGCAUUCUGAUGCUGUUGGUUGCAUGGUGCCUGGCAGAGAUCACACGAUAUGCAUUCUACGGGACCACACUGUACAACUCGUGCCCAUAUUUGCUGUCCUGGUGCAGAUACUCCUUCUUUCUGGUGCUGUACCCAACAGGCGUGUCGGGCGAGAUUGUGACAAUGGUGGCAGCCUUGCCGUUCAUUCGCAAGCGGGGCCUCUUCACGUACUCUCUGCCAAACCACCUCAACUUCUCCUUUGAUUACUACGUGUUCGUCAUCCUUGUCAUUGCCUCCUACCUGCCCUUUUUUCCCCAGCUUUUCGGCCACCUUCUGAAGCAACGGAAACGGUUCCUGGCACCUGCUGACGAUUCCAAGAGGAUGUGAAGACAGGGGCUUUCCACCCCUGGGAUAAAGUUGCAUUAGUGGGACUGAAACAUGCACAGUGCAUCCUACAGACAAGUUAUUCCGAAGGGACUAUUGACCACAGCACAUUCCGGGCAAACAUGCGGUGAUUUUGUUUACACACGGAGUGUUUCAGUGCUUUGAUGCUACUUUCAGGCAACUUACUUCCAUGUUGGUGAAAGCGUGUCGUGAAGGGACCACAUGGUGGUUUCGGAUAACUUCAGUGAAAACAGCUGUUUGUUCUCAGUGUUUUUAAAAUAAAGAUUGACGGGGAGUCACCCUUCAAAACAA
This is a messenger RNA of Dermacentor andersoni, 1182 nucleotides long. RefSeq names its product 3-hydroxyacyl-CoA dehydratase 1 (gene Hacd1). Gene Ontology annotation, molecular function: 3-hydroxyacyl-CoA dehydratase activity. NCBI's taxonomy places the organism in Eukaryota, Metazoa, Arthropoda, Arachnida, Ixodida, Ixodidae. Gene Ontology annotation, biological process: fatty acid elongation; very long-chain fatty acid biosynthetic process; sphingolipid biosynthetic process. Gene Ontology annotation, cellular component: endoplasmic reticulum membrane. The record is from RefSeq and is a predicted model, not a curated record.